AUGCCUCGGGAUGUGGUGCAAACAGCCUGCAAGCACUGCCGCAAGAAGCGAUCAAAGUGCGACGGCCAAAUCCCUUGCCAAAGAUGUGAGGAAGAUGGUGAAGUGUGCUCGUACGACUAUAAUCGACGGGAAUCAAAAGACAACUUACGAGCCGAAAUCGAGCGAUUGAAGAAAAUCAAUGAAGAAAAUCAAAAGCUACUCAGUGACUUAGCCUCCGAUAAAGAAUCCGGCGCUUAUCAGACCACUUUUAAGCGUUCGACAGAUUGUAGCAGGUCUCAUAAGAAGGACUUUAAGGAAGAGGAAGGCAGUGACUACAGCGCUGGCCCGUCACGAACUGCCAAACGGCGACAGCGACGAGCAUCUUCCACCACAAGCAAUGAGAAAUUAGCCGACUCACCUUGUUUCGGCCAACUACGGUCGUGGAAGUCGUGUUACCCUAGGUUCGACGAUGAUGACCUCUCAGGCAACACAACCAAUCGAGCGACUAGUUGGUCCCUUCCACCACUCCCACUUGAUGCUUAUACGUCCCACUCGCAAACAGAUACAUGGACCCAAACUGGGUGGACAAGGGCUCAUAUACACCACCUGUUUGAUGCUUUAUUUACAUGGGAAUAUUUACCAUUCAGUCUUCUAACAUAUGACCUAUUCUUGCGUGAUUUUCAUAGCGGUUCUACUCGAUUUUGUUCGUCGACACUGGUACAUGCUAUACUCGCACUGGCGACCCGGCUGGUCAACGAAAAGAAGGACGACACAGGAGUCCCUUCUUCUGGAUGGCUUAGAAGCAAAAUAUUCUUCGACGAAGCCAAGUCUGAGGUUCAAAAUGGUGGAUCGCUGUCCGACAGGCUUCCAGAUAUUCAAGCGCUCGGGAUACUGUCACUCUAUGAAUUCCGUUGCGGACAAGAGUUACAAGCUCAAACACUUGCCCAGGAAUUUCUAAGUAGCAUCACAGAGUACUGUCAGCGUAAAUCUACAAUGGGCGAGGAGGGAGACGUGCAGUAUACCAGAGUACGGACCAGUACAUAUUGUGGUGCUGUAUCAUUAAGUCGGUACGCUUCAGAAUGA
Molecule: messenger RNA, 1062 nt
Organism: Trichoderma atroviride IMI 206040
Lineage: Eukaryota; Fungi; Ascomycota; Sordariomycetes; Hypocreales; Hypocreaceae
Source: RefSeq, a predicted model, not a curated record